Messenger RNA from Saccostrea echinata, 2293 nucleotides. RefSeq names its product ATP-dependent RNA helicase DDX51-like. Gene Ontology annotation, cellular component: nucleus. Gene Ontology annotation, molecular function: nucleic acid binding; ATP binding. The coding region runs from base 123 to 2210 and encodes 695 amino acids. NCBI's taxonomy places the organism in Eukaryota, Metazoa, Mollusca, Bivalvia, Ostreida, Ostreidae. The transcript is spliced from 15 exons. The record is from RefSeq and is a predicted model, not a curated record.
UGUGAUUUGUUGAAUGCGGAUUGGUUGAUUUAUACCCAUAGUUCGCAAUAAAAAUGGAUGCGCCCAUUAAGGACAAGUGUUAAAGUUUUCAGAAAUUGUUUUGUACAUUAUUUGGCCCAAGAAUGGCAUUAUUUGCCAUUACAAGAUACACAGGUGAUGAAAAAGAAGAGGCGGAAACAGAAACCAGAGCAGGUUUAAUUCUAAAGAAACUAAAAGCUGAUGCUGAAGCAAGGAAGAAGCAACGUGGAACUGAAAAAUCCCAACAGAACAUCACAAAGAAAAAAACGGACAGGAAGAGAUCAGCUGAAAAAACGAAAAAGAAAAAACUUACACAUAAAAAGGCAUUAAAGUCUAGUGAACCUCAAUCUGGUCAGAAAUCUAUAGCUUUGAAAUGUGAUGACACUGAUUAUGAUGAUGAUGAUGAUAAGAAGAAGAUGAAGUUUGAUGACAAGUCCUGUGAGAAUAAAGAGAAGUCUGCAGACAGUGACAGUUAUUCUACAGACCACAAAGGAGCGAUAAUUCCAGACUCCACAAAUAUAAUUUUGGACAAUACGGAUAAUUCAAGCAGUAUGAGACAAGAUAUUGAUGAGGAGGAGAGAGGGGGAUCUCUACUUGGGGAGGAUGAGCAGGAGGGGUUAUAUGACUUGGGGGGCUUUACAGUGCUCGGGAAUUACAAAACAAGGGCAACAGAAAAGGUGUGCCGAGUGUUACCAGAUUGGCUUGCCAGUCCCAGUGUGAUUGCCUCAGAUCUGAAGCAAAAAACAACUCCUGUGUCAGAGUUCAAAGGGCUUGACCCACAGAUCCAUAGAAACCUUGAGGAGAAUCAGAUUGAGUAUUUCUUCCCAGUCCAGAUACAAGUUAUUCCUGAGAUCCUACAGACUGUACAUAAUGGUUUCGUGUUAGGCAGGGCUGGCAUGAGGCCUCCAGACAUCUGUGUAUCCGCUCCGACAGGCAGCGGUAAAACAUUGGCUUAUGUUCUACCGAUUGUACAUGCCUUGAAAAGCCGGACUUUGUGUCGAGUACGAGCAUUGGUGGUUUUGCCCGUGAGGGAUUUAGCUGCACAAGUAUAUAAAGUGUUCCUUCAGUACACAAAAGGGACAAAUCUUAAGGUUGGAAUGAUUGUUGGACAAAAACAGUUCAGUGUGGAACAGCAUGCCCUAGUGAAGCAACGGCUCGGGGGAUAUGAGAGUAAAGUUGAUAUAGUGGUGGCUACUCCUGGACGCCUUGUGGACCACAUCAACAAUACUCCAGGAUUCAGUCUUUCAGAUCUCAGGUUUCUGGUUAUUGAUGAAGCAGACAGAAUCAUGGAGCAUGUGAAACAGGACUGGUUAAGUCAUGUAGAGAAUGCUGCGUUUAUAGGGGGUAGAGAGGCAUCAAGUUCCCUCAAUGUCUACAACACCAGUAAACAUCAAAUGCCACUCCAGAAACUGCUGUUUUCUGCCACACUAUCACAGAAUCCAGAAAAACUUCAACAGUUGAAUCUUUUCCAACCGCGACUGUUUACGUCAGUGGUGGAUAGUACUCCUCAUUCAAACUUAUCGACAGAAACAAGAGCUGAGGUUGUGGAAGGAAUUCACGACAGAUUGAAUGAUACAGGAAAAGAGGUCAAGGGUCAUUUUGUAGGAAAAUACACAACUCCAAUUGGAUUAAAGGAAUACACAGUCAAGGUAGAAGCAACAGAGAAGCCAUUAGCAAUACUUCACUUCUUACACAAUCUCAAAUACAGACACAUCCUCUGUUUUACCAACAGUGUGGAGUCAACUCACAGGUUGUAUCACUUGCUGAGGCUGUAUGGAGACAUCAGUGUAGCAGAAAUCACAUCUAAACUGCAGGCCUCACGCAGAAGUAAAGUUCUGCGCAAAUUCCAAAAUGGAGAUAUUGAUAUUUUGAUUUGCUCUGAUGCCAUGGCACGAGGUAUGGAUAUAGACAAUGUGAAGUUUGUGAUUUCUUAUGAUCCACCCCCUUACAUAAAGACCUACAUCCAUAGAGUGGGCAGAACAGCAAGGGCUGGAAAGGAAGGGACAGCUCUUACACUUCUACAGAAAAAAGAGUUCCAUCACUUCAAGACAAUGACAAAAGAGGCUGGGAAAACCUACAUGGAGAAGUUUAAAGUGAACUCUGGGGAGUUUGAGGAUCUUAUGGAGGGAUAUCAGAAAGCUCUAGCACAGCUUCCACACAUCCUAAAGAAUGAAAAAUUUCCUAAAAGAUGAUUUAGAAGAUGAACUUUAACAAUAUGGCACUAGAUGUACAUUGUACAUGUAUUUUUAGCCAAUAAAUGUUGAGGUUUGUCAAA